Messenger RNA from Panicum virgatum (switchgrass), 1957 nucleotides. Its product is annotated as flavin-containing monooxygenase FMO GS-OX-like 8. Gene Ontology annotation, molecular function: NADP binding; N,N-dimethylaniline monooxygenase activity; flavin adenine dinucleotide binding. The coding region runs from base 203 to 1747 and encodes 514 amino acids. The record is from RefSeq and is a predicted model, not a curated record. Lineage: Eukaryota; Viridiplantae; Streptophyta; Magnoliopsida; Poales; Poaceae. The transcript is spliced from 2 exons.
ACCACAAUAUUUAGCCUAGCUUGCAACCAGGUAUAAUACUUAUGUCUUGUCAAUGUAUCCACGACAAGCAUACAUACAGCUUAUGCCUCUGUCGCGUUGCACGCCGCGAAGUUAGCUAACGCAAAACGUGUGAGACGGAAUUGGAUUAGCGGUAAAGGCUGUACCGUAGCAAAGCCCAACCAUAUAGUAAUUACACUGCACAAUGCAUUCUUGCUCUGCGCCUGGAUCCAUGGCCAUGGCGAGCGGCAGGGCACCCGAGUCCAAGAAGGUCUGCGUCGUCGGCGCUGGCAUGUCCGGGCUGGCGGCGGCGCGCGAGCUGCGUCGCGAGGGCCUCGCCGUCACGGUCAUGGAGCAGCGCGGCGACGUCGGCGGCCAGUGGCUGUACGACCCGAGGACCGACGGCAGCGACCCGCUGGGCGCCGCGGCGCCGGUGAGGGUGCACAGCAGCGUGUACGCGUCGGUGCGGCUGAUCAGCCCGCGCGAGUGCAUGGGCUUCUCCGACUUCCAGUUCGUGCCCAGGCCCGGCGGCCGCGACGCCCGCCGCUUCCCGGGCCACCGUGAGGUGCUCUCCUACCUCAAGGACUUCUGCGCCGCGUUCGGGCUCGCCGGCGCCGUCAGGCUCAACACCAAGGUCGUGCGCGUCGCCAUGGUGCCGCGGGACGCUGGCGCCGGCGGCGGCGUGAAAUGGCAGGUGAGAUCUGUGCACGUCGAUCCGGACGGCGGCGAGGAGGGGUCGCCGACGGAGGAGGUGUUCGACGCCGUGGUCGUGGCCAACGGCCAUUACUCGCAGCCGAGGCUGCCGAGCAUCGACGGGAUGGCGGCGUGGCCGCGGCGGCUGCACAGCCACUCGUACCGGGUGCCGGACCCCUUCCGCGGCGAGGCGGUGGUGGUGGUCGGCUGCGGCGAGAGCGGCCUGGACAUCGCGACGGAGCUCUGCGGCGUCGCCAGGGAGGUCCACCUCGCGGCCAGGUCCGUGGAGGAGGCCGCGACGCCGUCGCCGAUGAUGGCGAAGCUGCUCGCCAACCACGCCGGCAUCCGCCUGCGCCCGCCAGUGGAGCGCCUGCGCGAGGACGGGACGGUGGCGUUCGCCGACGGCUCCCUCGCCGCCGCCGACACCGUCAUCUACUGCACCGGGUACUCCUACUCGAUCCCGUUCCUGGACACGGCGGGGCUCGUCGCCGUGGACGGCGGCCGCGUCGGCCCGCUGUACGAGCACACCUUCCCGCCGGCGCUCGCGCCGUCGCUGUCGUUCGUCGGCAUGCCGAUGCACGUCUUCGCGCCGUGGUUCUUCCAGGCGCAGGCGAGGUGGGUCGCGCUGGCGCUGGCCGGCAGGGCGGCGCUGCCGCCGGAGGAGGAGAUGCUGCGGGCGGUGCGGGAGGACUACCGCGCCAGGGAGGCGGCCGGCGUGCCGGCCUACCGCACGCACUCCAUCCCCGCCGUCAACCCCAAUGAGCACUUGGAGUUCGUCUACCGGCACUCGGACCUCCCGCGCAUGGAGGAAUGGAAGGUGGAGCUGUUCCUGACUAGCUUGACGGACGCCAUGGAUGACCGCGAGGCCUUCCGCGACCGCGACGACGACGACUACAGCGAGAGCGUCCGCGACGGCCUGCGGAGGUGGCGCCGCGUCGCUGGCGCUCAAUACGAGGCAGCUCUUGCCGCCGCCGCCGCUGCUUCCAGUGAUCGCGCUCGUGCUGGUGCUGAUGCCGAGGCGCCAUUGCCGGCUCCGUGUCAGGUCUCACAUCUCUGAACCGAGCAGCACCAGCACCAGCGCCAUUGCCGGCUCCGUGUCAGGUCUCACAUCUCCCUGUCAUGUGCCAUGGGUUCGUGCCAGGGUUCACCUUUUCGUUUUUCUACCGAAUCCCGCCAACUCUCGGAAACGAAAUUUCGGCCGAAAUUUCGCCGAAUUUCGCUAAUUCCGAACGGAAAGAGAAUUCAAAUUCAAAAAACAAAAUUUCGG